AUGGCUAACUCCAAAUACGAAUACGUCAAAGCAUUUGAGAGAGAGAACCAUCUCUUACCUGAUUGCUACAUUCUUGUACGCGUGGACGGCAAAGGGUUCCACAAGUUCAGUCAAGAAUAUGGCUUUGAGAAACCCAAUGAUCUUGGGGCAUUGAUGGUCAUGAACCAAACUGCUACCAGAUUAGUGGAAGCAUUCCCAGACAUUUUAAUGGCAUAUGGUGAUCUGGAUGAGUACUCCUUCUUGUUGAGGAAAGAAUGUGCAUUGUACGAAAGACGAGAGAUGAAACUCAUCACCUUGUUUGGCUCUAUGAUGUCCACCCAUUAUAUUAUGGAAUGGAACAAGCAGUUCCCUGAAAAACCCAUACGACAAAGUAAACUACCAAUAUUUGACGCUAGAGCAGUCGUGUAUCCACUGUUGAAGCAUGUUAGAGACUACUUCAGUUGGAGACAAGUUGACUGCCACAUCAAUAACUUGUACAACACGGUCUUUUGGGCUUUGGUCAGUAAGGGGAACAUGACUCCGAAAGAUGCCGAAAAUAGGCUUAUUGGCACUUUGGCUAGUGAUAAAAAUGAAAUCUUAUACUCCCAAUUCCAAAUCAACUACAAUAAUGAACCAGAGAUUUUUAAAAAGGGUACGGUCCUUAUAAGAGAAUAUCAAGAUCAUACAUCAACUGAUCAUCAUCAACAGCAGCAGUUAUCUAAAACUCAAUUAGAAAAGGAGAAAAAGAAGAGAAAUAAGGCAAAAAUUGUAAUGUACCAUAUAGACCUUAUUAAAGAUGAAUUCUGGGAUUCAAGACCAUUUCUUUGUUAG
Messenger RNA from Lizanozyma spartinae, 810 nucleotides. RefSeq names its product tRNA guanylyltransferase (gene THG1). Lineage: Eukaryota; Fungi; Ascomycota; Pichiomycetes; Serinales; Debaryomycetaceae. Gene Ontology annotation, biological process: tRNA modification. Gene Ontology annotation, molecular function: tRNA guanylyltransferase activity; magnesium ion binding. The coding region runs from base 1 to 810 and encodes 269 amino acids. The record is from RefSeq and is a predicted model, not a curated record. The transcript has a single exon.